AAAGGUCUAGUCUGACUUCUUCUAUUUCCUUCCAAAAGUACAGGCCACUCCUCCUUUAACCGCCGUGUGCCUGCAGUUUAAAUGCCGGUCGCUCGGCCGCGAGUAAUCGGAGUUCCUGGGACCUUGAAAGUUUGCCUUCUGCAGGUCGGGCUUGCCUAACACUCGGAAGAUGGAGCGAUUGGGGCUGCUACUUUUCGUCUCUGCGCUGAGCGUGAGUUUAGCGCGACCAGCAGUUGAACUACGUUCAGGCGCACCCGUGAACGAGCGGCCAAUAAUCGGUAUUUUAACCCAAGAGGUGUCUGAUGAUGAUAUGAGACCAUUUGGGAAGACUUACAUCCCCGCCUCGUAUGUCAAGUACAUAGAAUCAGCUGGCAGCCGAGUGGUUCCUAUCAGAUUGAACCAGACCCAAGCUGAAUAUGAGAAGAUUUUCACGGAAAUAAAUGGCCUGUUGUUCAUUGGAGGAGCGGUGGAUUUGGUGAAAUCAGACUAUGCCCAGACUGCAAUGUUUUUUUACCAGCUCGCUGUAAAGGCUAACGACGCGGAGGACUUCUUCCCCCUGUGGGGAACCUGCAUGGGGUUCCAGCUGCUCACAGUCCUGGUGGCCGGAGAGGACCUGCUGAGCCGCACCACAGCGGAGAACAUCGCGAUGCCCCUCAACCUCACCACAGAGGCCCGCUCCAGCCGCAUGUUUGAGGACUUCCCUCCAGACCUCUUUUCGUCUCUGUCCCAGAAGCCUCUCACUGGGAACUUCCAUCACUACGGAGUCACUGAGAAGGUGUUUACGGAGAAUGACAGACUGAGGGAGUUCUUUUCUGUGUUAUCCACAAACAUUGCUGAGGACGGAUCAGUCUUUGUCUCAACAAUGGAAGGAAAGCAGUACCCCUUCUAUGGGGUACAGUGGCACCCCGAGGUGAACCGCUUCCAGUGGAACCCCAAGUAUCACUUCCCCCACGCUGUGGAUGCGGUCAGAGUUUCAGUGCUACUCGCAGACUUCUUCGUCAACGAAGGCAGGAAGAGUUCUCAUCACUUCACCGACGUUGAGGAUGAGAAUGAGGCUUUGAUCUACAACUACAACCCUGUUUACAUCGGAAACUUCACCGGAUACGAACAAGCCUACUUCUUCUGAGGACACAGACAGACAGACACACACACACACACACACACACACACACACACACACACACAGACACACCAGAUAUGCACAGAUGUUAUAGGUCCACAUAUAGUCACAUAGACAGCUUGCGACAAAUGCCUCCCUUCUAUUUUUUUAAAUAAAUAUUUUUUAAAUACGAAUUUUUAAUGUCUUGAAAUAAAUUUGAAUGGAAUCAA
Clupea harengus (Atlantic herring) is the source of this 1329-nucleotide messenger RNA. RefSeq names its product gamma-glutamyl hydrolase like (gene gghl). Gene Ontology annotation, biological process: tetrahydrofolylpolyglutamate metabolic process. Lineage: Eukaryota; Metazoa; Chordata; Actinopteri; Clupeiformes; Clupeidae. Gene Ontology annotation, cellular component: vacuole. The record is from RefSeq and is a predicted model, not a curated record. Gene Ontology annotation, molecular function: gamma-glutamyl-peptidase activity.